Molecule: messenger RNA, 4008 nt
Organism: Acanthaster planci (crown-of-thorns starfish)
Lineage: Eukaryota; Metazoa; Echinodermata; Asteroidea; Valvatida; Acanthasteridae
Source: RefSeq, a predicted model, not a curated record
UAUAAGUAAGUCGGUUAUAUUUAGAAAAAGUUCCAUAAUACAGACGCCCCUUGACACCCUUUGAGACUAGUCUGAAAAUGUUUUAGUUUUCUGCCCUCACGUUAGGCCUACCUUGGUUUUGGCAAUUAAUUAAAUGGCAUUGCUUAGUUACAGAUACUAGAUAGGCCUAUAUAAUUGCUUCCAUAUGUUUCAUAAAUUCUAAAACCAUUUUAAUUUGGACGGAGGCGUGCCACCGUCCCUCUGCUGCAAGAGGGGCGGGCUUGAGUCGUAAGGCGCCCAAAAUGGACAGAGUGGAUGCCUUCUCUGUGUUCUUCAACGUUCAGGUUCCUACAUAUCCCAAGGCGAAGUCCGGCCCAACUCUUCCUCUGUUCCCUAGAACUGUGGGGCCUGACGUCCGCGCCCCGGUAGCGGGGCAGACGUCGGACCCCACAGUUCUGGGGGUAAAUCCUGCCCAACAUGCCAAAGGCAAUCAAGUUGGUAAAGCUGGGUUUUAAUUUAAUAUUUUUUUUUUUUACAUAGGCCCUGUAUGGGCUACACACAUGACAUCCUCGGACAAACAUUGGGUCGGUUAGUAUAGGCCUACUUAGCAUUUGUAAAAUUCGAACUGUAAUAACCCUGAUAGGCCUAACACUAUACGUAACAGUGAGUUCAAAGUCCUGUAUUACUGUUACAUAAAAUCCAAUCGUUGGCCUGCCCUGCCCUCGUACCUUAGCACAGUAAACUAUGAAAGGUUGAACAAUCAUCCUCCACACAAUGACUACCACUGGUACCAGGUGUUCACACAUUUUCAGUUGACAGCAGUUUCUUUUUGUGUUCUGAAUAACUUAAGUGACCGUGAGCAGAAAAGGAAGGAAGACCGUUUGUAAAGACAACUGCAAGCAUUUAAAUGACUUCAUUGCUUUUAAAACCAAGCGAGAAUAUAAGACAUCAUGAGUUCUGUGGACGGUAUUGUUGAACAGGAUGUCAACAAGAAAACGAGUGAUAACGGGUCCUGGCUAAGACGUCAUGAUGUCAUUGCUUGGUUUCUGAAUAUUCUUUUCCUCAUUGCUGUCUUGGGAGGUAUGUUUGGGUUUGGUGCUCUUCGGGGCUGGAAUGCAAACUCUGGCUGGACCCACAAUGAGAGUUUGACAUCGGAAGAGCGAUUCUUACCUGAACCAUUCAUCGAAGAACCUGGUGUAAAAGGGCGUUAUGGUGCUGAUGCAUCUGGUCGUUGGUAUUAUUGGAAGCUACCACCAGAUCAAGUUACAGCAUUGUCCAGGGCUGCUGUCUGGCUGUGCUAUUCUUGUCAUCAGUUGCUUAUGUGGGGCUGUAUCUUCUAUGGUCAGAAAAAGAAGUUAGUUUGGCAGUCUAGUACAGCGCCUCGUUACUCUGGGAAACUGGAAACCUUUAAUUAUGUGGCACUGACUGUCAAUGUUGUGUUUCACCUCUUACAUUUUGGGCAAACCCACUGGACAUAUGAUGCAACAGCACAAGAUGUCUCAGUUGCUAGCUCUCAGAGCUCUGUCAUCAUGCUGAUUGUUCUGGUCUUGGUGUUAGAAUACCGUGAUCGAGGUCUUGCAUUUGGUUGGCCGACCGUCAGAAAUACAGAUCGUGUUAGUCGGUUCCUCCGUCUUCCUAAUGGUACAGUGAAUCUUCUACGCAAGUACCACGGCUAUGCCUUUGCUUGGGCAGCUAUCUAUACCUUCUGGUAUCAUCCCAUGGAGAAUACCUGGGGCCAUGCUUUUGGCUUUGCUCAUACCUUCAUCAUCAUGCUCCAAGGUAGUCUGAUCUAUACCAACAUGCAUUUAAAUCGUUAUUGGCGUCUAGUCUUGGAAUCUUGGGUGAUUAUCCAUGGUAGUAUCGUAGCAUCUCAGACAGGUGGCCCAGAUCUCAAUGGUACCCUUCUUUGGCCAAUGUUUUGCUUUGGUUUUCUCUGGAUUUUCACCAUGACACAGCUUUAUGGACUUCCAUUCUGGAAGAAGCUUCCAGUCUGGGUUCGACCGACACCCUUUGUAGUGUACCUAGCAGCAACCAUUGGGGUAUACUCUACUCUUCCUGAUCGUGAGGGACGCUACUGGGUGAGAUUAAAUGAGAUCAUCCGCAUUCCAGGCAUUGAGUACCUUGCUGCAUUAUUUACUUGGAUUGUCAUUGAGUUCUUCUUAUUCAUUGAAAGAAAGGCUCAAGGCAAUGGGAGACCAGACCCACUCAGCCCAGCACUUGAAGCUGUAUAUAUCAUGGCCGUUCUCUUUAUCUAUGUCUUGAUGGUAGUACUUAGCAUUCUCAUCCAGACUCUAGACUUCCAAAUUCCUUUAUUUGUGCUGAUGGUUAUUCUUGUCUUCAUCUUUAUUGUGAGUGUAUCUGUUUCCAAUAUGUUGUUGAAGCAGUGUUUCCGUCGACCUGCUGGUAAAGCUACAGUGGCACCUGACGAUGAUAAGAAAGACAUAGCCACAACUACUUGUGAUACCAGUGAAGAAGAGAAAGGCAUGGAGAAUUUAGCACUUGAGUAGAGGAAUUUGAGUGGUAGAAAAAGUAAGAAAAAAAUCACUUGAAAAUAUAAUUCAUUGUAGUUACAGUGUAGUUUUGUAUACUGUUUUUGGUCAGAUUUAUGCCUUGACAUUUCAGAAUUUUAAUUUUAUUCCCUUGUGUAAAGCACUUACUAAAAACAGGUUGGUAAUUCUAGUCAUAAUUUAUUAAGUAGAAAUUAGGAAGAAAAUUUUUAAAAGUGUAAAGUAUAAUUCCAUUUUAUGAUGUAAAAUUUGUCUUUCAUGCAGAAAUGUUAAUGGCUGUAUUUCCAACUUGGUUCUCAGGACUUGAUUAAAUUUGAUACUUCUGCAGGAUGACCAAAUGUUGAUAUUUUGUGUAUACUGUUAGUGCAGUGAAAAACUUAAAAUUGUUGGCUGCCAUGUUUAGUUACUAAUGUGUAACAGUUCAAUAUUCCAAAAAGUAUAUUUUGUGUAAAUUUGUUGUGAUUGUAACGUGCAAUCAUUCGGGUAUAGAUAUUAAUUUGUAUUGCAUAAAAAAGAAAAAAAAUUACAAAAGCUCUUAAAUUUUCUGGGACGAAUUCUCAGCAAGAAAUACUACAUGAUGUUUCACUCAAGGGAUUUUACUGUAGAUGUUCUUGUGGUCAUUACAUCUGUUAGAUUUAGCUUGCUUCUUUGUACAUGGGUAAUUCCAGAAAUCAGGGGUCAGAUUUAUUUGUCUGACAUAUGAUUUUGUAUUAAAGUAUAUUAUUAUUUUGGGAACUGAUAUGCCAUUAUGGUUCUGGCACUUUGCAUUAGCAAGAAAAAUUGGGCACUGGGUUCUUUGGUGCAGUGAACUUCAGUUUUUGGUGAAUAGUAUAUUUAGUUCUUCACAUGUUUGUGUUGAAAAACAAAUAUACCGUCAGUAGCCACUAAACUUCCACAUAAGGUAUGUAUUUUAAUUAUGACCUUGUACACGCUAAUGGAAGCUAGACUCAUGGUCAGUUGAAACUAUUCUUCAGCAAGCAGUGAAGCUGAUCAGGGUAUUACAAUAAUUUUUUGGGGGGGAUGCUGAGCCUUACUAAUUCUAGUACUGCUUCCUUGAUAAGCAUUGAAUGCUAAGGGCUAGUUCUGGGCUGACCCUUUAUCAGCACAGGACACAAAUAUUUUAUCUUGAUUUACAUACAAUCUGCUCCUGCUACCCACUGAUGUUUUUUUUUGUCCAGAGUCAGAGUUGCCUUUUCAAUUUGUCCUUGAGGAAUGCGUACAAAUGGAAUGUGAUUUAUUUGUCUAUUGUGUUCCUUCUCACAUGCAGGAAACAAAAGAACUCUCCAGGUUUUCCCAUGACACCAGUCUGAAUACCUUUCGUUGACCCAUUUACUUAUCAGUUAGUUGUCCAGUUCUUGUGCUCUGUAUAGAUUAGGAAAUUGAACUGCACCAGUUGUUGAGGCUGUUUUGAGGUAACUGCUGGCAUUAUGCCAUCAGUUGACUCCCCUAGACCAAGAGAUGUUAGUGCACGGAGAUGUGAUACCUACGUCACUGUUGUACUUUGAAAGUCUAUGACGCCAUC